Cydia strobilella is the source of this 611-nucleotide messenger RNA. RefSeq names its product dynein light chain roadblock-type 2-like. The transcript is spliced from 4 exons. Bases 72 to 365 code for a protein of 97 amino acids. Gene Ontology annotation, cellular component: cytoplasm; centrosome; cytoplasmic dynein complex. Gene Ontology annotation, biological process: microtubule-based movement. The record is from RefSeq and is a predicted model, not a curated record. Lineage: Eukaryota; Metazoa; Arthropoda; Insecta; Lepidoptera; Tortricidae. Gene Ontology annotation, molecular function: dynein intermediate chain binding.
AAACAAAGAUUUGUCAUCGCAUUUUUGACGUAAACGUUCGAUUACGAGUGGCUUACAAUUAUUUACAAAAAAUGGCGACUGAAGUAGAGGAAACCAUCAAGCGGAUUCAGGCCCAUAAAGGGGUAAUGGGAGUGAUCAUUGUAAACCACGAAGGCAUUCCGAUCAAGAGCUCCUUGGAUAAUGCUACUUCAGUCCUGUAUUCCGGUCUCAUUGGGCAGCUCACAGAGAAAGCUAAGAACGUUGUCAGGGAGAUGGAUUCCUCAAAUGACUUGACAUUCCUGCGCGUGAGGAGUAAACGCCAUGAGAUCCUGAUUGCCCCAGACCGCGAAUUCAUACUCAUUGUCAUACAAAACACAUCAGACUAAUCAUUUCAGUUAUAUGUGUAAAGUGAUGGUAAUAUUUUUUUUACUGGCCUCUAUUAUUGCAAACACUUGAAAACUGGUCAGAAUCACAAAGAAUUUGUCUAUAGCCCUAAUGUUAUAAAUACAUAAUUUAUGAUAUAGAUUCCAUCCAGUUUUUAUCACUUUAUAGAUGUAGAUCACUUGAGAUCAGUUACGUUAAACAUAAUCCUUAUAUGUGUCAUUUAGUCAUUAUUAAGUGAUAAUUAGUAA